CGCGUGCGACAUGCCUUCCCGACUAAGGAAGACGCGGAAGCUCUGUGGGCAUGUCAGCCAUGGCCAUGGGCAAAUCGGCAAGCACCAGAAGCACCCCGGAGGUCGCGGAAAUGCAGGAGGGUUGCGCUAUCACCACAUCAACUUCAACAAAUAUCAUCCAGGUUACUUCGGGAAAGGGGGUAUGAGGCAUUACCACUUGAAGAAGAACCAAAGCUACUGCCCAACCGUCAACCUUGAUAAGCUGUGGACACUGGUCAGUGAGCAGACCAGGAUUAAUGCUGCCAAAAGCAAGGAAGGGCUUGCCCCUAUCAUUGAUGUUGUGCGGUCAGGGUACUACAAAGUCCUAGGAAAAGGAAAACUCCCCAAGCAGCCAGUCAUCAUGAAGGCAAAAUUCUUCAGCAGAAGAGCAGAGGAAAAGAUUAAGGGUGUUGGUAGAGCUUGUGUCCUUGUGGCAUAAAACCAAUGUUAUCAA
Dromiciops gliroides (monito del monte) is the source of this 472-nucleotide messenger RNA. RefSeq names its product 60S ribosomal protein L27a-like. Gene Ontology annotation, cellular component: cytosolic large ribosomal subunit; ribosome. The record is from RefSeq and is a predicted model, not a curated record. Gene Ontology annotation, biological process: translation. The transcript has a single exon. NCBI's taxonomy places the organism in Eukaryota, Metazoa, Chordata, Mammalia, Microbiotheria, Microbiotheriidae. The coding region runs from base 11 to 457 and encodes 148 amino acids. Gene Ontology annotation, molecular function: structural constituent of ribosome.